UGUACUGAUAAUUGUUUAUUAUUGAACACGGGGCAAGGGCAAUCAAUCAUCAUCAUCACCAUCAGUUCCCCGAGUCUCCUGAGUCCUGACUCAUAAAUUAGGGUUAGGGUUAGGGUUGCGCUUGACGGAGAGAGAGAGAGAGAGAGAGAGAGAGAGAGAGGGCAACAUGACAGGGAAGGCGAAGCCGAAGAAGCACACGGCGAAGGAAAUCGCUUCGAAAAUCGACGCGGCCACUACCAAUCGCGGCGGCGGCAAGGCUGGGCAGUCGGAUCGAUCUGGACAAGAGAAGGGCGGGCACUCCAAGCUGGAGUGCCCUCUCUGCAAGAUCACCGUGCCUGACGUCAAGUCGAUGCAGAUCCAUCACGAAGCUCGCCAUCCCAAGAUCCCUUUCGAUGAGUCCAAAGUCGUGGACCUCCAUGCCGUCCGUGUUGUUGAUUCAGCAAAGUCCCGGCCUGGCGUCCGCGGCAGCUUCAAGAAGUAGUUGCUUUCCUCCUUUACCUUUAGUCCGCCACCCUUGAUCCGAUUGUCGCCAUAUAUGUAUGUCUAUCUACAUAGGUAUGACAUGGCAAUGCAAUGCCUUGCUCUUCAUUAUGCGUCGCUAGCCGGCUUCUUGAUCUAUUACGCUUGCGCCUAGUAUGUAAGAUUUGGUUCGCCUUACUGCUGUGUUCUGCUAUAUGUCAUGAGUUUCUGGGAUAUGGACCUAUCAAUACUGCUUAUCUCUAUUAUCAUCCUUCAUGUUCCAUGUUAAGCUUUAUGUCCUGAAAUAAUUGCUGCUUCUUUUAGGUCU
Messenger RNA from Dioscorea cayenensis subsp. rotundata (Guinea yam), 787 nucleotides. Its product is annotated as protein METHYLENE BLUE SENSITIVITY 1. The record is from RefSeq and is a predicted model, not a curated record. The transcript has a single exon. The coding region runs from base 167 to 481 and encodes 104 amino acids. NCBI's taxonomy places the organism in Eukaryota, Viridiplantae, Streptophyta, Magnoliopsida, Dioscoreales, Dioscoreaceae.